Orussus abietinus is the source of this 243-nucleotide messenger RNA. RefSeq lists its product as uncharacterized. Bases 1 to 243 code for a protein of 80 amino acids. NCBI's taxonomy places the organism in Eukaryota, Metazoa, Arthropoda, Insecta, Hymenoptera, Orussidae. The record is from RefSeq and is a predicted model, not a curated record. The transcript is spliced from 2 exons.
AUGAUUAUAAAUCCUAUAAACGUGAUCAACCUUUUGUUAGCUACGUUUCAAACUAUAAAACCUUUUCAAGCUCGCGAGGUUGAGUAUGUUGAAGAUGAAGAAGAGUGGACUGACGAAACGGUGCCACAACCGUCUUCAUCGGUUUGCCAAGACACAGCGGUUAACUUCGACUAUAAAAAGAGAGCAGUAGAAUUCUGGAGAAGUGGAAAGUCCGGCAAUCUCAAAUUUGCCACUGUCCAAUAA